Molecule: messenger RNA, 1918 nt
Organism: Jatropha curcas
Lineage: Eukaryota; Viridiplantae; Streptophyta; Magnoliopsida; Malpighiales; Euphorbiaceae
Gene: ABCI14
Product: trigalactosyldiacylglycerol 1
Biological process (GO): phospholipid transport
Cellular component (GO): ATP-binding cassette (ABC) transporter complex
Source: RefSeq, a predicted model, not a curated record
AGAUCUAUAAUAAAGCUCUUAUAAGCUUUAUCGUGUUCUUCUUUUUGUUUAGCUUACAUUUUCGCUCCUAAGCUUACUUAGCAUAUCUUAAAGUUUCAAGGGUGACUAAGUGCCAUGCGGAUAGGCAAAGGAAAAACUUAUAUACGUGACAAACAGCUAUAGAGAAACCUGGGGAGUUAUUAAUUUAUAUGGUAAAACUGUGAAAUAAAGAUCAUUUGGGCUUUGAGGCCGUUAUUAAAUAGAUAUUUAACGUCUUGAACUUGUAGCCCAAGCCCAAUAAAAAUGUAGGCCUAAUUUGAGAUGUCACCACCAUAGUUCAUAGUCACUGGGAAGCACUUCUUUCGUCCUCUCCUGAACAAGCCUCUUCCUCCACUUCAGUUGCCACAACCAUACAUGGGCAGUCUAUAACAGUUAUGUGAGGUGUAUUCUUGGGCACUUAAAUAAAAUAUUUUCAGCCGUUUGGUAGGCUUCUACCCCAAAGUAAAGUGGUCUUUUUUCAAGGCUCUAAGCUCAAGACCCGUGCCUGGCUCGGGGAAUAUCUAGUUUGGAUAAUUUUGCUGAAAGAUGAUUGAUGUUGCUGUGUAUACAACAGUCUGGAGUUGGAGGAAUUAUUUUAACUAUUCAAGUAAUUACUGCAAAAGUUCAAGAAAGUUGAAGGCACCCAAACAUGCAAACGGCUACUCAUCUUCAUCCUUUUUUUUACAUCUCCAGCAGAAGAAGCUACAUCAAGCAAAAUGGGCACAUGGAGAUUAAAACCUUGAAUUCCAGUCAACUCCGCUUCACUGUAGGAGCAAGCAUUUAUAAAUAUCUGUCACGCGAGCGGCAAACCAAAUUGUUCGCAACUCCUAACACAAAUGAUGGUCGCCCAUCUGUGUCUCUGUUAGAUGAAGAAACAAUUACUAAUCAUGCACCUAACUCUGAAGUACCAGCAUUCUUGAGCAAAUGGUCACCUCCUGGCUACCUUUGGCGGGGAUUGUCUGUUCUUGUCUUGGCAGGACAAGUAAUUAUCCGGAUCUUAAAGGGAAAAAUUCACUGGAGAAACACUCUUCAACAGCUGGAGAGAGUUGGGCCAAAAUCGGUUGGGGUUUGUCUCCUGACCUCUGCAUUUGUAGGCAUGGCUUUUACCAUUCAGUUUGUUAGAGAGUUUAUUAGACUGGGAUUGCAAAGAUCUGUUGGCGGUGUAUUAGCACUAGCCUUUUCAAGGGAGUUGAGUCCUGUGGUCACAUCAAUAGUUGUUGCUGGGCGGAUUGGGAGUGCCUUUGCAGCAGAGUUAGGAACAAUGCAAGUUUCUGAACAAACCGACACACUAAGAGUUCUUGGCACAAAUCCUGUUGAUUAUUUGGUGACGCCUAGAGUUAUUGCUUCCUGUCUUGCUCUACCAUUGUUGACAUUGAUGUGUUUCACAGUAGGGUUGGCAUCGAGUGCUUUGCUAGCCGACAGUGUUUUUGGAGUAAGUAUUAACAUUAUAUUGGAUUCGGCUAAGAAAGUACUUAGACCAUGGGACCUAAUUAGUGCGAUGAUCAAGUCACAGGUUUUUGGUGCAAUCAUAUCAAUUGUGAGCUGUGCUUGGGGAGUUACUACUUCAGGAGGCGCCAAAGGCGUUGGUGAAUCGACAACUUCAGCCGUGGUUAUCUCACUUGUUGGUAUCUUUAUUGCUGAUUUUGCACUCUCAUAUUUCUUCUUCCAGGGAGUUGGAGAUUCUCUGAAAAAUGCUAUGUGAUCAAAUUGAGACUCUUUGACAAUGUAUGAUAGAAUAGUAUUCAACAAAUUAAUAUUGUUGAAGUGGCAAAAAGAAAAGAAAUGAAAAAAGAAAAUUAUCAUUGGUUCUAUUUUUUAAAUCUUACUAAUAUAAACAUCAUUGGAGUAGGUAUGCAACUUGAAUUGCUUCAAUAAAAUAAGCCAAUUGCUGGAUUUUGUA